AGGGGAGAGAGAGAGUUUGAAGAAGCGGAUAGGAAGGCUCUGGUUGUCCAGAGGAAGAGAGAGGAAGAGAGGAUCUUUUUAUUUACAUCUGUUGUUGUAACGUUGAAUUCUCUCUCUUUCUGUCUCUUGUUCGCGUCGGCACUCCUCCCGUUCCUCUUUUCCGCUUCCACCCAAUUCAAUUCAAAUCGCCGUUUCCUAUCGGAGCGAACGCACAGAUUCCUGGAAUUCCUCAACCUACGCUUCGGCUUUCAACUAUCGCUUCCGGCGACUUUUUAUCCUUUUCUUUUGAUGGUUGACCCUUGACCGGGGGAUCUGGGAUCUGUCUAGAUCGAUCUGUGUAGAGUUUUCCAAGUUUUUGCGCAUUCCACAUCUCACAUCUGAUCGAACGGAUUUUUUCUUCCUUUUCCGCGAUCAGCUAGCUACAUAUACGAUUUGUGAUCAUUCUGUUCUCUUUCUUCCUUGGUAACAGAAAUAGAAUAGCAGAAGGCUGGGUUUCUUGCUAAUACAAUACAUAGAGGAUGGACGAGUUAAUUGCAACGAGAUAUUGGUGUCACAUGUGUUCUCAAAUGGUGAAUCCCAUCGUUGACGUUGAAAUUAAAUGCCCCUUCUGCCGUAGCGGCUUUGUCGAGGAGAUAGGUAACGGUAUAUCCAACGACAAUAAUGAUAACAACAGCAAUAAUAAUGAGCUCGAAUCCGAUUUUGGAUCGGAGCGAGCUUUGUCCCUCUGGGCUCCGAUCUUGCUCGGUAUGAUGGGAAAUCCCCGUGGGCGCCGAAGAUUCAGACAUCUAGAGUUUGACGAAGAUGAUGAUGAUAAUGAGCAUGAGGAUGGGGAGGGGAAUCGUGUGAGUAGUGAGCCGACUGAUCUUGAUUCAGUCAUUAGGAGGAGGAGAAGUUCAGCUACCAUUCUUCAGUUGCUCCAAGGUAUCAGAGCUGGAAUGGCAACUGCUGAAUCAGAAAAUAGUUACGAGGGAGAGAGGAGCAGAGAAAGAGAGCGGGUUAUUCUUAUAAAUCCUUUCAAUCAGACCAUUGUAGUUCAAGGAGGUGAGAAUCAAAAUCAAAACCCCAUUGGAUCGCUGGGUGAUUAUUUCGUAGGACCUGGUUUGGAUUUGUUAUUGCAACAUCUAGCCGAAAAUGAUCCCAACCGAUAUGGCACUCCACCAGCACAGAAGGAGGCAGUUGAUGCACUGCCCACCGUGAGGGUUGAACCUGUGGAUAGCUGUUUGCAAUGUGCAGUGUGUUUGGAUGAGUUUGAGGUGGAUGAAGAAGCCAAGGAGAUGCCAUGUAAACAUAAAUUUCAUACAGGGUGUAUUCUGCCAUGGCUGGAGCUGCAUAGUUCUUGCCCAGUUUGUAGGCAUCAAUUGCCUGGGGAUGAAUCCAAGCGUGAUGCGGAUGGUGGGUCUACUAGGUUCAUGGGUGACCUUAAUAAUGCUAAUGGUAGUGGCAGCGGGGAGAUUAUUGAUGGGAGAAAUGCAUCUGGGACUGGGAGAAGGUUUUCGUUUCCAUGGCCUUUCAAUGGCUUGUUUUCUGCGCAAGGAAACUCCUCGGGUGGAAGUGCAAGUGAUUCUCAAAGGGAUCACGCUUCCAUUUGAAUAUAUGCUUCUGCUCUGCUUGCUUGCCUAUUGCAUGUAUGUGUAUGUAUAUGUGUUUUACUUAUAUUAUAACUAUACAGAUCUUUUGCCUCCUGCCCUUAGAACAAUCUGAAUCUCUCUUCUUACCAUUUUACCAACAUUAUCGUAUACUAUAUGCCUUUUCACUCUCA
Benincasa hispida (wax gourd) is the source of this 1759-nucleotide messenger RNA. Its product is annotated as E3 ubiquitin-protein ligase SIRP1. Gene Ontology annotation, molecular function: ubiquitin protein ligase activity. Gene Ontology annotation, cellular component: cytoplasm. Lineage: Eukaryota; Viridiplantae; Streptophyta; Magnoliopsida; Cucurbitales; Cucurbitaceae. Gene Ontology annotation, biological process: protein ubiquitination. The record is from RefSeq and is a predicted model, not a curated record.